Molecule: messenger RNA, 1061 nt
Organism: Dryobates pubescens (Downy woodpecker)
Lineage: Eukaryota; Metazoa; Chordata; Aves; Piciformes; Picidae
Gene: PSTPIP2
Product: proline-serine-threonine phosphatase interacting protein 2
Exons: 14
Coding region: 28-1032 (334 amino acids)
Biological process (GO): actin filament polymerization
Cellular component (GO): plasma membrane; actin filament; cytoplasm
Molecular function (GO): actin filament binding
Source: RefSeq, a predicted model, not a curated record
GCAGCAGCAAGUAGCGGCAGCGACAGCAUGCGGGAGGCGAGGUUCAGGGACCACUUCUGGAGCACGGAUCUGACGAGCACCGUUGGCUAUGACAGCAUCAUUCAACACCUGAAUGAUGGCAGGAAGAACUGCAAAGAGUUUGAAGACUUCCUGAAGGAAAGGGCAGUUAUAGAAGAAAAAUAUGGCAAAGAGCUCAUUAACUUGUCAAAGAAGAGGCCUUGUGGGCAGACAGAGCUGAACACACUGAAGAGGUCCCUGGAUGUCUUCAAGCAGCAGAUAGACAACGUGGGACAAGGUCACAUCCAGCUGGCACAAACCCUUCGGGAAGAGGCAAAGAAAAUGGAAGACUUCAGGGAAAAGCAAAAACUGCACCGGAAAAAGAUAGAGCUGAUAAUGGAGGCAAUUCACAAAAACAGGAAUGUGCAGUACAAGAAGACCAUGGAGGCCAAGCGCCUCUACGAGCAGCGCUGCAGGGAUAAGGACGAGGCGGAACAGGCUGUGCAUCGCAACGCUAACCUAGUGACACAGAAGCAGCAGGAGAAGCUGUUCCUGAAGCUGGCUCAGACAAAAUCAGCUCUGGAGGACUCAGAUAGGAACUACCAGCAGAAUGUCACCACACUGGAGAAGAUCCGGGAAGAAUGGCAGAAAGAGCACAUCAAAGCUUGUGAGUUCUUUGAGACUCAGGAGUGUGAGCGGAUCAAUUACUUUCGCAAUGCCCUUUGGCUCCAUGUCAACCAGCUGUCCCUGGGCUGUGUGCAGAAUGAUGAGAAAUACGAGGAGAUCCGCAAGAGCCUGGAGAUGUGCAGCAUUGAGAAGGACGUCGACUUCUUCGUAAACUUGCGCAAAACUGGAAGCUUGGCUCCAGCUCCUGUUGUUUAUGAAAACUACUAUAACACACACAGAAAUGCAGCUGCUGUGAGAAGUCCGAUUACUGUACCUAUAUCCAGGAGGGGACCUCUGCCCACCCCGACCAGUGCUCCAGGUGAGCCUGAUUACGCCACAGUCGAUGGUUACAGCUUGAUUAAUCACUAGCUGCCACAGUAAGUACUCACACUUGAUGA